Messenger RNA from Closterium sp. NIES-67, 6750 nucleotides. The record is from the annotation of a GenBank genome assembly. Lineage: Eukaryota; Viridiplantae; Streptophyta; Zygnematophyceae; Desmidiales; Closteriaceae.
UACUUCUGCCAGAUUUUCCGCCAGUUUCGUCGCGAAUCUGGUCGCAUCAAUCUGGUUUUAGUCUGGCUAAGUGACUAACCUUUCGGUGUCGUGUGUUAGUGCGGCUGAAGCCUGCGAGGGAUCCGUCUCCUCCUCGUAUUUUUUUUAUUAAACGAGAGAGGAGAGUGGCUCCUGAUUGGCCGCCAUGUUCAACCUUCAGCAGUUGUUUCAGUCGGCUUCUGUAAAAGCGCAGCAGCAGCAGCAGGACGAGCGCCAGCAAGACCAGAGCGCAGGUGCACAGGCACAGGCACUAGUGCACCAGGGGCACGAGCAACCCUCUCAGCCCUCGCAGCCCUCGCAGCAGGAUGGGGCGAUGGCACAGCCGCCGCUGCCACAUCAGCAGCAGCAGCAGCAGCAGCAGCAGCCGCAGCAGCAACUGCAGCCGCUGCCGCCGCCGCAGCAGCAGUAUCAGCAGCAACAGCAGUAUCAGCAGCAGCAGCAUCUGGAGCAGCAGCAGCAACAGCAGCAGCAGCAGCAGCAGCAGCAGCAGCAGCAGCAGUAUCAGCAGCAACAGCAGUAUCAGCCGCAGAAGCAUCAUCAGCAGUAUCCGCAACAGCAGCAGCAGCUUCCGCCGCACCAGCUGCAGCAGGAGUCGCAGCAGCACCCGUCGAAUCCGAUCCUGACGCUGCUCCAACAAGCAGCCGCUGCCCCCAACCAAGGCGGUCACACUCCCAGUCCCCCUCCCCCCAUGCCUCCCCCUCCUGGCGUACCCUCCUCCCCUCCUCCCCCUGGAUACGCGCAGUGGAUGGGCCAUCCCCCCCCAGCCCAUGUCCAUCCGCACUCCCUGCCACAUCCCAUGCACCCCGGCGCGCUCAUGCCAUACCCGUUACAAGGCAUGCAUGGUCCCACAUCGGGCCCUUCCCCUCCGCCGCCUCCGCUUCCCGCGAUGCUGAAUCCGCAGGGCCAACCCAUGAUGCAUAUGGGGCCUGGUCCGUCCGGGGUUCCCCCGCACAUGAUGCACAUGCAUGCGCCGCAGUACCAGUAUCCCCCCUCGUCCCCGCCCAUGCACAUGCCCCCGCCUGCUCCGCCGGUUGCGCCCGCCCCCUUGCCCCCGAGCGCCGCUCCCGCGCCCGCAUUCCACGGCGCGCAUCUCAUGUCCUUGCUCACCGCGGGCGCAUCUCCCCCGCCUCCGGGUGCGCAGCCUCCGCCACCGCCCGCGCAGGCCCCUGCGCCUCCCCCUCCCGGUUCCUCCGCCGCGCCAGCGGCUGCGGAGAAUGCCCCCGCCCCCACAGAGGCGCCCGCUCCUGCCCCCAGUGCCCCUGCUCCUCCGCCCGAAACCGCUGGAACUCCCCCUCUCCCCUCUGCCCCCUCCGCGCCACCCCCAUCCUCCCUCCCCCCUGUGCUCGGCGCGCUUUUCAGCGCAGCAGGCGCGACCGCCCCUCAAACUCCUCCCCGGGAGCCCUCUGCCCCGUCCGCCCCCCCUCUCCCUUCCGCCACCCCCCCGGCUGCCCACCCUCCUGCUUCCGCGCUUGCUCCCGCCACUCCCCCUUCCGCUCCGCCCCUCCCCGCAGCGGCGGAGCACCCUGAGCCGCCCCGCAGCGCCCUUCCGCUCCAGCUCCACAGAUCGAAGCGCGGAGUGGGGAAGGUCCUCGCGGGAAACGCGGAGGUGGUUUCCUACAGGGUGGACAAGAGGGAUCCGUUAGAAGCAGGUCCGCCGCAGCUUGAGGUGUCGCCGAUAACGGUGUAUGGGUCGGAAGAGGUGCUGGCGCCAGGGAGACAGAUCGCUGUGAACAGGCGGUAUAUCAGCUACGCGCUGAGGAACGCGAGCAUCCGCGUGCUGAAUAUCAAUACGGCCCUGCGUGCGCUGUUCAAGGGACACAAGAAGCGCAUCACGGAUAUGGUGUUUUUCGCGGAGGAUGAGCAGCUCAUGGCCAGUGCGAGCGCAGACGGCCUGGUGGUGGUGCGGCGGGUGGAGGAGGGGCCUGGCAGUGACGGCAAGGCGGCCAUCAGCGAGAGGCUACUGGCCGUGCUGCAGCUCAAGGGCCCAUGGGGCGCCGUGACGCCACAGCUAGCCUGGCACCCCCGACAGAAGGACAUCCUCAUAGUGGCGUGUGACUGCUUCGUCCUCCUCGUCUCCAUCGCUGCUGCAGCCGCAGCAGCCCCCACCAAGCCGCCCUCUCUCUCCGACCCCUUUGUCAUCGACCUCACCAACGAAGCAGCACCAGCAGCAGCAGCAUCAGUAGGAGGGAUGCAGGGAGUUGAAGCAGCAGCAGCAGCAGCAGCGGGGGUGUCAGCUGAGACGCGUGCAAUUGUGGAAGGGGUGAUAGUGCUGAAGGGUCACUCGGCGCCUGUGUGGUCGUUGCUGCCCGAGCCCAGCGCAUCCACGCUGCUGCCCACCCCGUCCCAAGACGGCACGGUGCGAGUGUGGAGCAGCACGCAGUGUGUGUCUGUCAUGACCCCGCACGCCGCAAGGCCAGUCUUCUCCGCCCUCUUCCUGCUGCCGCCCUCUGCUCCCUCCAACCACGCCCUCCUGCUCACUGGGGGCCCCAACAACAGCGAGCUCAAGCUAUGGGCGUCCAACUCUUCUGUUCUCCCACCAGACGCUCCUUCCUCUGCUUCCAGCUCGCAGCAGGACAACUGGCGCUGCAUCCACACCCUGCAGCUGCUAGCAGACCCCAUUCCUGCCAAACCCACUACCAGCAGCAGCAGCAGCAACACGCCUACCAGCAGCCCCAUCAUCAAGACCAGCAGCAGCCCCAGCAGCAACGGCAGCAGCAGCAGCAGCAGCAGCAGCAUGGGGGUGAGCGGCAGCAGCGGGGUAUUCUGUCAGCUGCAGGUGGUGCAAUCCCUGGGUCUGAUUCUCCUCACAGACGCACUCCAGAAGGCCAUCUACGCCGUCUCCAUUCGCUUCGACCCCGCCUCCCCCUCGCUCUCCCGUUUCCACUCCAUUGCCCAUUUCUCUGUCACUAUGCCAAUUCUUAGCUUCACCGCCUACGUGGCAGCUCCUGCUGGGGGUGCAGGGCCGGGGGAAGCGGUGGGGGAGGCUGCGCAGGGGGAAGGGGGAGGUGUGGGGGGUGGUGGUGCGGGGGCAGGGCCGGGAGAGGGGAAGCAGGGGGUGGAUGGGGGGAGAGAGGAGUCAGGAGGAGGGGGAGGGGGUGCGGAUGGUGAUGGUGGUGGUGAGGGGGGAGGAGGAGACAGGGGUGAUGGUGGACAUGCAGGUGAGUGGGAUGGUAGUGAGGGGUCAGGGGAGCCGGAGUUGGUGCAGCUGUUCUGCAUGCAGACGCAGGCUAUACAGCAGUACUCUCUACCUGUCGACAUGUGCCUUCCCCCCUCCUCGGAGGACGAAGCCCCGUCCAUAACUGCUGGAGCGACACCUGCAGCACAGGAGCAGGAGAAACCACCACCAGUACCACCAGCGGUGGCAUCAGCAACAGAACCAGCAGCUGGAGCAGCACCAGCAGCAGCAGUUGCAGUGGGGGCAGAAGCAGCAGCUGCAGGAGCAGGAGCCGACGUUGCUAAACCCGCAGAGAAGGCAGUCGAGAGUGGAGCGGUGACAGGGGGUAUUGGUGGCGUUGGGAAGGCAGAGACGGCAACAGGUGAAGGGGCAGGGGCAGGGGCAGGGGCAGCAGCAGCAGAAGAAGCAGCAGCAGCAGGAGGGGCAGGGGGGGGAGGCGAUGGGCGACCGCACCUGGUGACACCUCAAGAACUGCUGGCUAUGGUCAUGGGGAUGAGUGGUCCUACUGCUGCCGCUGCCCCUGCUGCUGUUUCUGAAGCUGCUGCAGAAGGUGUUGCUGUGGCACCCGGUGUGCUGCUCUCUGCGCAACAGGCGCAGGCAGGAGCUGCUGGGACGGAGGAGAAGAAACCAGCAGAGCAGGAAGGAGUUGGCAUUGGUUUGGGAGUUGGUGGGAUUGGUGAGAGCACCAGGCCUCCCAUUUCAUACCGUGAUGCUGCUGCUGCUGCUUCUGCGGCUGCACCACCAAGCACAGCAGCAACAAAGGAACCUGCCGUACCUGUAACGGCAGUGUCAGAAUCACCAGCACCAGCACCUGCACCACUUGCAGCAGCCCUGGCACCAGAAUCAGCAGCAGCUCCACCACCAGCAAAGGCGGAUUCUGCUGCUAGUGCUGCUGUGGCUCCGGCUCCUGCGGCUGCUCCAGGUGCUGCUCCAGGUGCUGCUUCAGGUGCUCCUGAAGCUGCUGCAACCACUCCGCUGGCUCCUACUGUCACUGCCCCCUCUGCAGCAACUCAAGUGUCUGCUCCUGCUGCACCUGUAGCAGCAGCACCAGCAGUACCAGUAGCAGCACCGGUAGCAGGGGCAGCAGUGGUAGCAGCGCCAGCAGCAGCAGCAGCAGCAGCAGCAGUGCAGGCAGGUGCUCUCGCAACUGCUGCUGCUCCUGCUGCAUCCAGCAUCAUGCAUGCACACGCUCACCCACAUGGCUCCCACAAGGGCCGCAAGAACAAGCACAAGACUGCUGCUGCUGCGACGGCAGCACCCGUAGCAGCUAUUGCUGCUGCUGGUGGUGGUGGUGGUGGUGCUGGUGGUCCAACAAGUGCAGCAGAGGAUACGCACACACAUCCUCUCGGGUCAGCAAUAGCUGUUGCUGGGGCGGCUGAUACCACUUCUGUUCCCAACGCUGCUGCUGCGCCAACAGCAGCAGGCACACCGACACCAGCAGCGGAAACGGCAGCAGUGGCACCUGCUCCUGUGCUGCAUGUGGCUGGUGUUGGUUCUGCUGGUGCUGCAGCAGCAGGGGUUGCUCCUGCUCCUGCUGCUGCUACUGCUGCUCCUGGAGGGGCAACUGGGUCUGCUGACGUGGCAGCUGUGUCAGCAUCCAUCCAGGCGCUCAAGAGUGACGUGGCAGCACUGCAUUCGACGGUGCAAACGCUCCUGCAGCAGCAGCGGGAGGCGUCAAAGCACGUGCCGGCGCCCCUCCUCAAGGAGACCAAGCGCCUGGAAGCGGCCCUCUCGCAGCGCGUGGACCGCGUCGCCAAGGCCCACGCGGACGCAACCCAAGCACGCCUGCAGGAGGAGAUGGUGAAAGAGUCUGGCAAGAGGGAGAAGGUGGAGAAGGCGGGGCAGGGGCACGUGGUUGCACAGGUGGUGGCAGCGGUGGUGGCGGGGAACGCGCAGCAGGUGGUGCCGGCGGUGGAAGGCGCGGUGGCGCGUGAGGUGGUGGGGGCUGUGCGGAGUGCCGUGCUGCCUGCUCUGGACUCCGCUGUCUCGGCACAAAUCAAGCUGCUUGGUCAGAGUCUAACGGAAGAUGUGCGCAUGCACACCGCCACACUCAUCCCACCAGCCAUCGCUUCGUCUCUGCAGGCGUCACUGUCCGACGCUCUACAGCGGGCGUUCACCGAGGCAGCAGUCCCAGCCAUGGAGCGAGCCGUGCGGGAGAUGAUGGGGCAGCUGGACCGUAGCCUGCGCUCGGGGCUAGCAGCGCAGCAGGCAGCACAGCAGGCCGCGGUGCAGGCAGCAGUGCAGACUGCAGUGGAGGCAGCGGUGGAGGGCCAGAUGCAGCAGCAGCUGGCAGCGCUGCAGCAGCAGCAGGUGGCGCGGAUGCAGCAGGAGAUGCAGGCGAUCGCUGCUGCUGCUAAUGCCUCCAUCAAGGAGUCCGUGUCAUCGCUUGACUCCGUGGCAUCUGCUCUGCAGCAGCGCCUUCAGGCCCUCGCCUCGCUUCCUGCCGCCGCUGCUCCCACAACUGCAGCCCCUGCUGCAGCAGGAGCGCUGGCAGUGACAGCUGGAGGGAAGGACGCUACCACUGCAGCUGCUGCUGAUGCUGCACAGAGCAACGGGCUGGCUGGAAAGGCGGUGCCCUUGGAGCAGCUGGAGGCGUCACUUGACCCCACUCGGGAGAUCUCUCGCCUGCUGGCUGACGGCAGCUACGAGGCUGCUUUCACCCGUGCGCUCUCGCUCUCUGACAUUGCCAUCGUCACCUGGCUCUGUUCCCAGGUCACCCCUGAGAAGGUGUUCUCUGCGUCGCCGUCCCUCAGCCAGGGGGUCCUCCUCUCCCUCGUGCAGCAGCUGAGCGUCGACCUGCAGGCUGACACCGCCACCAAGCUCCCCUGGCUCAUCAAGUCGCUCAUGACGCUGCAGCCGCGCCACCCGCAGCUGGGCGUGCACAUGCGCCCCAUUCUCGAGCAGCUCUACCACGCCGUGCACCGCGCGCUGGCGGCGGUAAAGGCCGAGGGGGACGGGGCCGCGGGUGCGCAGAGUGAGAGUGUGGUGCGGGAGCUGCAGCUGCUGCUGCAUGUGGCCACGUCCGUUCUCACGACUUGCUCGUGAAGGGAGGAUGGAUCAUGAAGGGAGGAUGGGUCGUGAAGGGAGGAUGGGCCGUGAAGGGAGGAUGUGUCGUGAAGGGUCAAUGGCUAGUGAAGGGUGGAUGGGUCGUGAAGGGUGGCGGCUUGUGAAGGGUGGCGGGCGGCUCGUGAAGAGCUGGUGGUUUGUGUAAGGGAGGAGAGCGUCUGGGGGCUUGAGCGGCGAGAGGGGGGUGGGGUGUUGAGGUAAGGAAUGCGAUGAAAGGGUUGUGGAUAUUGGUUGGUAUUGUGGGGGAGAUGUGAGGUAAGGGAGUUUGUUGUGACAAGGUGAAGGAGCAAUGCUGACUUGGCUGAGGUAUUUGUGACUUAGUUUUUACUCAUGCAUGCAACCGUUCACAGUGACCGUGAUGGUGCCAUGCCAGGCUCUAAGCACUAGCCUUUUUAUGGCUCAUCUAGCUACGCUAACAUACCUCCAAGGCAAAAGCUGCAAUAUUGAGCUAACAGGGGCCAAGAUUAUUG